AUGAUAAAAUUUUUCCUCAUGGUAAAUAAACAAGGGCAGACCCGACUUUCAAAGUACUAUGAACAUGUGGAAAUUAAUAAGCGUACACUUCUGGAAACUGAAGUCAUAAAGAGCUGUCUCUCUCGAUCUAAUGAACAAUGCUCUUUCAUUGAAUAUAAAGAUUUCAAGCUGAUAUAUCGACAGUAUGCAGCCCUCUUCAUUGUGGUUGGAGUUAAUGACACAGAGAAUGAAAUGGCUAUUUAUGAAUUCAUCCAUAACUUUGUAGAAGUUUUAGACGAGUACUUCAGCCGAGUGAGUGAAUUAGAUAUAAUGUUUAACUUGGAUAAAGUACACAUCAUUUUGGAUGAGAUGGUGUUAAAUGGCUGCAUUGUAGAAACUAACCGAGCAAGAAUUCUUGCCCCUCUACAAAUUCUUGAUAAGAUGUCAGAAAGCUAA
Chrysochloris asiatica (Cape golden mole) is the source of this 435-nucleotide messenger RNA. It is a transcript of the gene AP4S1, whose product is annotated as adaptor-related protein complex 4, sigma 1 subunit. The record is from RefSeq and is a predicted model, not a curated record. Lineage: Eukaryota; Metazoa; Chordata; Mammalia; Afrosoricida; Chrysochloridae. Gene Ontology annotation, biological process: vesicle-mediated transport; protein transport. Gene Ontology annotation, cellular component: intracellular membrane-bounded organelle. The transcript has 5 exons. Bases 1 to 435 code for a protein of 144 amino acids.